AUGGAGAUCCGAUUGAAUGGAUUGUGUGGUGGUCCCACAUUUGUGGUAUAUGACGAAAAACUAUACACAACGGGAAUUGUUGCAAGGAGGAAUUCGGCAAGAAAUGCCGCUAGGGCUUCUAAAUUUGGUAGCGGCUUUCGAAGAUCUUUUGGGAGUAUAGUCAUUAACAAGUACGCUAAUCGGCGAACCUCGAUUUUUAAAUCCAAUCGGCCAAUGAAGGCACCCAAGCGUAAGUCGACUGCCCAGACGCACGAACAAUUCUACGAUCAAGAAGGUCGUUUGUUUCGGGUAGGCGACAUUGUAUCUUUAGUUGAUGAGGAAGAUGGUGCUCCGUAUUUCGCGCAGAUUAGGGGACUCAUGACUGAUACUUACGGUGAAAAGAAAGCUGCUCUUAAUUGGCUGAUCCCUUUGAAAAGUGCUUCGGAUGAACAUUAUUUUGAUCCUCAUAAUUUUGCUCAUGGAAUAUCGGAUGCAGAACUCUACCCCAUAGAAGUAUGUUGUUUUGUUUCUAAUGUGCCAGAUAUAGCGGCAUAUAAAAGAAUUUGGUCACCGAGAGAAUGCGUGGAACAACAAUUAAGGUUUGAAAUGGAAGAAAGACUGCAUGAUUUACAAGCGGUUGCAUCUUCCGAAUUACAUUUUCUUGACGGACCCUUGUUAGCUCCCAGGAAGAAGGAUGUCUAG
Enterobius vermicularis (human pinworm) is the source of this 681-nucleotide messenger RNA. The record is from the annotation of a GenBank genome assembly. NCBI's taxonomy places the organism in Eukaryota, Metazoa, Nematoda, Chromadorea, Rhabditida, Oxyuridae.